UAGUUCUGUUCUUCUGUCUCUCAGCCUCCUCUUUGUUUAAGCUCUCUCAAAGCUCAUGUCGCUUUGGUCGUCUUUCUCAGCUAUCAAGCUUUUUGUGGACGCCGCUCCUGAUUCACACCAGCUCUGAUCUUCUUUUUUUUCUUUUCAAAGUUUUUGUUUGGAUCAGAUUUUGUUAGUUUUUGCUAUUUCAUUCUUGAAAGAUUUGAAAGAAGCGAAACUGAUUUGUUUCUUGGGGUUGAGACGGUUUUACGAUCGGCAUAAUCAAAUUCCAAGAAGUGGGUUUUGUGUGAAGGAUGCGCCUAACUGCUACACGUAUUGAGCAAUCUUUGGGAGGUAUUUGAAGUUUUCUUUGCCGGGAUUUUUGAACUAUGGGCAGAGGUAGAGGUAAAGGAAAGAAGCAAACUGUUAUUGCUUCUCGCGAUGAUACUGGAAGUGGUGAAGAAGAGAAAAUUCCAGCGUACAGGAGGAGAGGAAGGCCACAAAAACCAUUGAAUGAUGAUAUUGAAGAUAGAGCUGAGAAGAUAGGAGAAGAUGGUGAAGAUGCAAAAGAUUCUAUCACUACCAAAGAUAUGAAAAACCAGGCUGCCAUCAUGAAUGGUAGGAAGAGAAAGAGGUCAGCACAUUUGAAAGAAAAUCUAGAUACCGUUAAAGAGGAAACAGCUGUGGGAACAAAGUUGAGCUCUGAUGACUCAACAAAGACUGUCGGAUUCAGGCAAAAUGGGAGAAAGCGAAAAAACAAGCCGCGGAGGGCUGCUGAAGUCGGUUUUGACUUUUGAGUGUACGUAAGGUUCUUUUUGCUUGUUGUGAUGGUAUUCCUUCUUGGACAGCUCAUUUGUCUGGAUUACUGCUUAUUAGCUUAGGUAUGGCUCCAUUUGCCUUCUGCUCUAAUAUUUUUUGAUUCUCAUUCUUAUGAGCUGUAUAAUUUUGAGUUGGAGGCUGUGAAACAGAUUAUACUGCUUACUCCUCUAUGAAGUUAUCACCUUUUUGAGCUUAUUCCUUUGUUUUUUGGUAAUGCAAUUUGUUACGAGUACAGCAAGCAGAGAUGGUUCAUAUA
Molecule: messenger RNA, 1054 nt
Organism: Tripterygium wilfordii
Lineage: Eukaryota; Viridiplantae; Streptophyta; Magnoliopsida; Celastrales; Celastraceae
Exons: 2
Coding region: 369-776 (135 amino acids)
Source: RefSeq, a predicted model, not a curated record